AUUACAAUAUUUAAUUAAUUUAAUUUCAAAUUAGCACUCUCUCUCUCCCUCUCUCUCUCUCUCUCUUGCUUCACUGGGUUUUGAAGUGUUUGGCUGUUGCUUCCGGUGAGAGCGACACCGUUUCGGCGGCCGCAGAAGCUUUGGCUGGCUGGCACACUUUGCAUGCCUGCCCUUUGGUUGGACCUUCGGUUAUGUGUUUGACAUAGAAAAAAAUUGAAAAGCGAAGAACCAAAACUUGUCUCUUCGACUUAUUCUUCUUCUUCUGUUCCCUUCCUUGCUUGUAACAACAAUGAUCAACCUUUUUAAUCCUUGUUUUUGUCAGGCCUCUGCACUGUCAGAUCCAAAGAACAGAUCAUUCUAUUGCAGUCUCUUCAUUGUAGCUUCAUUGAUCUGUUGUGCUUACUUCAUUGGUGGUGCAUCCAUUGGUAAGGAGUAUAAGGAGAGAUUAACAAGAUGGAAAGUGACCUACUCUAGGCAGAACGCAAAGUUUGAUACAUGCAAGAACCGUUGCCAGCCUUUGGGGAGUGAGGCUCUACCAGAAAGAAUUGUUGCCAAAACGUCGGACUUGGAAGCGCGGCCUUUGUGGGGCUCCUCUGUGAAUAAUGAAAACUCAAAACCUUCUAUGAGCUUGCUGGCAAUUGCAGUUGGAAUAAAGCAGAAAGAAAUAGUCGACAGAAUUGUUAAAAAGUUUCUAUCAAGUGAUUUUGUUGUAAUGCUUUUUCAUUAUGAUGGCGCUGUGGAUAAAUGGAGAGAUUUAAAUUGGAGUGAUCGUGCCAUACACGUGUCUGUGAUGAAUCAAACAAAAUGGUGGUUCGCCAAGCGUUUCUUGCAUCCAGAUAUAGUUUCUGAGUACGAAUAUAUUUUUCUUUGGGAUGAGGACCUUGGAGUUGAGAAUUUUGACCCGAAACGAUAUCUAUCCAUUGUUCGGGAAGAGGGACUUGAAAUAUCACAGCCAGCACUUGAUCCUGACAAGUCAGAUGUGUAUCAUCCAAUUACUGCACGUGUGAAGAAAUUAAAAGUGCACAGAAGGUUUUAUAAGUUUAAAGGCAGUGGAAGGUGUGAUGACCACAGCUCUGCCCCUCCGUGUGCAGGUUGGGUGGAAAUGAUGGCACCUGUAUUUUCAAGAGCUGCUUGGCAAUGUGUAUGGUACAUGAUCCAGAAUGACUUGAUCCAUGCAUGGGGCCUGGACGUGCAGCUUGGUUAUUGUGCACAAGGAGAUCGAACAAAAAAUGUUGGUGUGGUUGACUCUGAAUAUAUAGUUCAUCUUGGUCUUCCUACACUUGGUGUCUCAGAUGGAAAUAAGGUGACUAAUGCCCCAGCUCCUCCUCAGAAAGGGGACCCCGAAGCAUUGGCACCAUCUGCCUCUGAUAAAGUCAAUGACAGAGCUAAAGUUAGGAUGCAGUCCUUUAUUGACAUGCAGAUCUUUAAGGAAAGAUGGAGUAAUGCAGUAAAGGAGGAUAAAUGUUGGGUUGACCCAUUUCAACUAUCAGCAAACUGAAGUAACCAAAAAGUCUAUUUACAGGACAUCCAUCACGCAAAAUGCAUGGUUGGUGGCCCUUCUUAUACACAGACAACAGAAAUCAGACUCACAUCACUGUGCAUACAAUUACUGCGUGAGACAAUAUAUCACAAACGACAUAUAGAAUUUUCUGGUGAUGCAAAUUCAUUUCAAACAGCUGACGACAACUAUUUGAAGACUGAAAUGGAAGUUGUGAUAUGAAAUUCACUCACCAAUUUGGUUGAACAGCUGGUGCCUGGUGACACAACGUAUUGUUGUAUUCCGGGCAGGAAUGAUCCGUACAGCUUAUUUUGUUGUGAUUGUAUCAUCGAUUCGUUGUAAAUUGCACCAUAUAAAGGCUCUUUUGUUGAUAAAGGUUGUACAUUUCUGUUUUCUUUAGGGAAUUCAGUGUUUGUUGAGAUGCAAUUGUGUGUAAGGUUCUUUGUUUGCAGUUUAUUAAAGCGAACAGAUAAGUUUGUGGAAA
Molecule: messenger RNA, 1982 nt
Organism: Prunus avium (sweet cherry)
Lineage: Eukaryota; Viridiplantae; Streptophyta; Magnoliopsida; Rosales; Rosaceae
Product: lysine ketoglutarate reductase trans-splicing-like protein, putative (DUF707)
Source: RefSeq, a predicted model, not a curated record